AUGUUUCGACUUUUUUCCCUGCAGACAUUUGAAAGAUUUUGUUUUACUUUCCCGUUCGUCAACAGCAAAAUCAACAUGGCUGCGGACCACCAAUAUUUCUAUGAAGAUGAAGUUUACAGAAUUAAUAAAAAGGGUUUUAUUGAAUUUGGCAUGGUACUGGAAAAUUCUGAGUUGGUUAGCAGUGAUGAGAACUCCGACUUUGAAGAAGGAGCCAGGAUAAAAAAAGGUCACGUUAGAGUUGCGUGGCAUCCUAGUGGUGCAGAAGAAGUUAUUCAAGAAAAAAAGGUAGGUCUUGCAGACAGAUCUUUAAUGCCUGGCGAUGUAGUGAGAAGAUUAAUACGUGGAAAAGAUACACAGCGUGGAUAUUGCAGGAAUAUUCAAGUUACAGCUUGUGUUCAAGUUGUUGGCACAAAACAAGUGAUAGUAAAUGUUAAUAGUAAAGACUUAAUGCCUAUUGAGGAUUUCACUCCUGAUGUGGCAGUUUGCUUAGAUUCAUGGGUUGGAACGAUAAAAACUGUUCGUUCAAAACUUCAUCUAGUUUUUGCUGAUGGUUCAAAAUGUAUAAUAACAGAUGUUGAAGCAUGUGCUUUUGAAGAAUUAGAUGAAAGACGAUUAUCAGAAUAUGAAUCUUCCCAUAGAAAUGAUUAUCAUCCAGGUCAAGUUUUAUAUGGACCUUUAGAAGCUUUGGAUGAAGCAGUUUGGAUUAAUUGUUCUAAAGAAUUGAAGGCCUUAAAAUCGAAACCACAUAAAAAUGUAAAAGUUAUUGUAGAGGCAGUUAAAACAGAUUCAGUAACUGUAAAUUGGCAAUGCCAUGCUUAUUCUCCAGAUGGUGCUUGUAAUUUAAAAGAGCAGCCAAGUUAUAUAAUUCAAGGGGAAGAUCUCAAAAAACUAAAAUUAUUAGAUGUUUUUGAACCAUGCACAUUACAGAUUGGAGAUAGGGUUUAUUACACAUUUAAAGAAAAUAACAUACAAAUGACUAAAGAUCAAUGGAAAGCUCAACAAAAACAAAUAAUGCUUGAAAAGUCACCAAAUCCUUUUAAAGUCAAUAAUAAAAAUAAAAAUAAUAAAACCUCUAAAAUUACUAAUGAAGGUGCGAAAAUUACCAAUGGAGUACUACCUAAUGAUUCAAAUAAUGUAGAAAAUGUUAAAAAUUCCGUUACUACUACUAAAUUACCUGAAACUGCUCCUCCUGAAGACUGGGAAACAGAUGAUUGCAAUAGUCAAGAUGAUAGCGCUUCAAUUAGCUCGGGCUGUUCAUCAAAUUCAUCUUCGACAGGCGGUGGCGGCGGAACAGUAGGUUCUAAAAAGAAAAAAAGUCCAACGCUAAUGACCAAAGUUUUAAAAUUCAAAAAGUUACGUCGGGCCCGGCGAAAAACGCCCAAUAUUGUUCUUAAACCAAAUACCAAAGUAAUUGUAGAAGCUUUAGCCAUUACUUCAACAGCGGAUGUUGUUUGGCAAGAUGGAACCGUAGAACAAAAUAUUCCAUCUACCGACCUUUAUCCCAUUCAUCAUUUAGAUGAUCAGGAAUUUUUUCCCGGAGAUUUCGUGAUGGAAAAUAAAGAAGAUGGAUGUCUUAGGGUUUACGGAGUUGUUCAAAGUGUCGAUCAUGCUGGUCGUAUAGCCGUCGUUAAUUGGUUUCACACGUAUACAUCUUCGGAAAAUCCCAAUCCGACAAAAUUAGAGCAAAGCGAAGUUAGCGUUUACGAUUUAAAAGAUCAUCCAGAUUUUCAGUAUCGUCCGGGUACUGUAACAAUAAGAGUUGCGAAUUUUGAAGGCGAAGAUGCAACUUGCACAGCCGGACAGGUUUUAGAUAAUUAUCCAGAAGGUAGAGUUUAUGUAUGGUGGGUGGACGGUCACGUCAGCAUGUGUUGGCCUCAGGAUUUGUAUAAAGUUGGUGAUUACGACUCGGAUGAAGGAGAAUUAUGGGACGAUGGGAGCAGCGAAGGCUCCUGGGAAACUGAAUCGGAAGGUAGUUCCGUAGGAGAGGAAGAAAUGAUAGAUCAAAGUAUAAAGCCUAAACUUGCAGCGAACAUUGAAAAAGCACGAAUUGCGAUGUCUCGUUUGGAAGAAUUAUUUACACAAAAUCCAGCUUUACAGACCUUAGACAUAAUGAAAAAAUUAUUAGAAAUAUACAAAGAUUGUAGAUAUUUAGAUAAACUUAUGGGAACGUCAUUUUUUCACGAAAAUAAUUUCCGUGGGUUACUCGAAAGAGUUAGGGAAAAAGGAAGAGCAAGUGUAAGCUCUAAAGUUGCCGAACAAGUUUCACGUUUAUUUCAAAAUCCAAGCGACAAUAUACCUUAUAAGACUGAAAUCGAAUCGAUAUUAAAAACGAAGCUUUUAGGAAGUGAAAAAACCAACGAUGAAAAAUCGGAUGGAAAUGCAAAAAGUGGUAUUUCCGAAGACGAAUUUUCAAACGGUACCGAAAAAUCUCCCGGGAGUACAAAUGGGCAAUUAAUUCAAAGUAGUUCAGCCGAUGAUAGCGGAGUUUUCGAGCAUUCGACAGCAUCCGCCGACACCGGAUCUUACAAUGACAACUGUGAUUGCUUUUCGAAAUCAAAUCAAAUCAAUAACAACAGCAAGCAAACAAACGGGAAUGAAGGGUCGAGGUCGUUUCAUUCUCAACCGGAAAAACGUUCCAGUGGAAAGUUAAAAUUUCACGCUCAACAAUCUUUUCCACUUUUGACGUGCGAAAAGGAUUCACAACACGAUCCCAAUUCGAACGACUGCAGUCCUUCGCAAGUUUGCGCCAAGUUAUGCGCGUUAAUUAAAUCACAAUUGGUGAAAGCUCACGCGGAAGUCACGAGAAGAUUUCAAGGUGACAAAGCUCCCGUCACGCUUAGCGAAGUCGAUAACGAGAACGUAGCGCUCGAAGAGCAAAAAACAAACGACGAUGGAAACGCAACAACGACGGGUCAAAAAGAAGAAAAGACUGAUGGUAAAACGAAUGAGGAAAAAUCGGAAAUGAGCGAGCCGUUGAAAACCAAUAACGAAGGAUUUUCAAUCAUGUCGAACGCUCCCAACAGCCACAAAUACAAAUUGACCAUGUGUCAAAUGACUGAUCCAAAGUUUUUCUUCAAAACCGUUAAGAAAGAAUUGACGCUUUUAAGAACGUCUUUACCGCCUGGAAUUUGGGUGAAAGGAUUCGAAGAUAGAACGGAUUUAUAUUCUGUGAUGAUUCGAGGUCCGGAAAAAACCCCGUUCGAAGAUGGAUUGUUUGUGUUUGAUUUUCAGUUACCCAGUGAUUAUCCAAGAACUCCUCCGCUUUGUCACUAUUUAAGUUAUUGUUCGGAUAGACUUAAUCCAAAUCUUUACGAAGAUGGUAAAGUUUGUAUAUCCUUGCUCGGAACAUGGAGCGGAAAGGGAACCGAAGUCUGGACUCAAAAUUCUAACCUUUUGCAAGUUAUCAUUUCAAUUCAGGGCCUUAUUCUUGUUAACGAACCAUAUUUUAACGAAGCCGGUUACGAAAAACAAAAAGGUUCUCAACAAGGUCAGGAAAAUUCUAGAAUGUAUAACGAAAUGGCAAUUUUAAAAUUAGUACAAGCCAUGACCAAAAUGUACAUUAAUCCGCCAGAAGUGUUCGUAGAUGAAAUAAAACAACACUUUGCUCAAAAUGCCGAUAGAUUCGUUGAAAGAUUAAAAAAAUGGUUGGACAUUUCGGAGAGACACAAUCAACAAGUGAGCAAAAAUAUUUGCGAUACAAGUGCAGAACAUUCAAAUUCAUCAGAUCCCGUAUCAACAGCAAUAACCAACAGAAAUCUCGAAUGGGAAAAAUCACUCGUCAAUUUAGAAACUAUAAAAGAUCAACCGGAAUUUCCGCUGUUGCCAGCGUCGCGAGGUUUUUGUCUGACACUUAGAAAAACGUUAGCAGCUUUUCGAAACAUUGUAGACACGCAAAGGAGCUAG
This is a messenger RNA of Pediculus humanus corporis (human body louse), 3903 nucleotides long. Its product is annotated as ubiquitin-conjugating enzyme E2-230k, putative. Bases 1 to 3903 code for a protein of 1300 amino acids. The record is from RefSeq and is a predicted model, not a curated record. The transcript is spliced from 14 exons. Lineage: Eukaryota; Metazoa; Arthropoda; Insecta; Psocodea; Pediculidae.